This is a messenger RNA of Anneissia japonica, 2725 nucleotides long. Its product is annotated as RILP-like protein 1. Gene Ontology annotation, biological process: cilium assembly. Gene Ontology annotation, molecular function: protein dimerization activity. The record is from RefSeq and is a predicted model, not a curated record. The transcript is spliced from 9 exons. Lineage: Eukaryota; Metazoa; Echinodermata; Crinoidea; Comatulida; Comatulidae. The coding region runs from base 350 to 1804 and encodes 484 amino acids. Gene Ontology annotation, cellular component: ciliary basal body; cytoplasm.
AUGUUUUCGGCCAGCGAAAAAAGUCAUGUUUCUGUUAAAAUCCAAUUUCGUUAUUGUUGCUUCAACAAACUAAUAUAAUAAUAAAUUAAGUAAACUUUCUGUAAUAUGGAAGCUUGCUCACAUUUUUGAUUUUGGUACUCUAUUUGCUGUGCUCACCACCUGAUGUCGUCAUGUGAUAGGUAAUCGAAAACUCAAAACAAAAAUUGAGGUGUUGACCCUGAUCGCCCUGUACAAGAUCGUGAAAGUGUGAGAGGAAUGUCCCGACGUGAGUAAUCAAUCAAUUAAGAAUAGCCUAGAAUGUUGGCUCUUAGAUAUACACAGUAAUUAUAUUAGGCUAACCUGUAUCAAUAUGUCGGAACUUACAGUAGUAGAUGUACAUGGAAUCGCGGCUGACAUCGGCGAAGAACUGAAAAAGCUGAUCGAGGACUAUGGCAGUGAGUCAGUCACUGAUCUGAUGCCACUGAUCAUCCGUGUUUUGGAACAGCUGGAGUCAUGUGUACGGAACUUGGAAACACGCAGUGGAGAAUCGGAGGAAGGAAAGGAGAGGAUAAUUGUACUUAUGAACGAAAAUGCAAAGAAGACUGCGGAAAUUGCAAGGUUGAAAGGGGAAGUGAACAAAGUCGAGCAAGCAUGGAGAGAAGAAAGUCGAGAGCUGUUGGAGGAGAUAACAGAGUUACAAUCAGAAAAUGAAACAUUCAAAUGUAUACUGAAAGAAAGAGAUGGCGUAGCUGACAGACAAAAAUUCAUCAUUGGUUGGCCAAAACCAGUGGCAGAACGUCAAGAAAUACAGAUGAUCACAAAACUGAAAGAGGCUGUGGAUCGACAGAGAGACCAGCUACGUGCCAAAGACAAUGAAAUACAGCAACGAUUACAAGAUACUGAUGCGCUUCAGCAGCAAGUGGCACGUCUUGCUAAGGUGAACCAACAGCUACGGAGGAAGAGUGAACUAUUGGCAUCGCAGGCUAAGAGCGUUAUCAAGGAAAAGACGGAGAUGCAAACAAAACUAGAAGCGUUAGCACAAGAUAUGGGACGGCAUGGAAUUGAAAUUGAGACUAUGCAACAGAAUAUUGUACCCGAGGAAAUGAAUGGAAGUUCAUUUGAUGAAUGUGAGGGUAAAAUUAUUAUUGAUCCGAAGGAUCCGAAUCGGCCCAGGUUCACUUUAAAGGAGCUUCAGACGGUGCUACAGGAGAGGGAUGAACUUAAGUUUAGGACGAUGGAAUUGGAAGAUGAAUUACAGGGCUACAGGCCGUCUGAAGAUCCAUACAUCCUUGCUACUGAACAAGUAACACCACCGAAGAGACAUGAAGACUCUGGCAUUAGAAAAUUACUCAAUUGCAGACGGACUCUCAUUCAAACAGAAACUGUCUCAAAAUUUACAAAUUUUUUUCAACUAAUAUUUUCCCCAAAGUCUUCUAAAGCAGCUAAACCAAGUAAUCCAUCUGCUAGAAGGGCAUCUGGUUCAGAGACUAAUAACAAUACUGUUGAUACAGACAGCCGUAUGAGGGAGCUAUCUGAAUUAAGCGAAGGUAGCACAAACACUGGAACACAUAACAUAAGUAAAAGUGAUUGGGAGAUCGUGAACUUUGACAUUGAUGAUGCAAAUGAGAUUAAGGAAGAUCAUUUUGCCGAGCCUUCACCUGAAUCAUCUGCCGAUUUUACCAACAUUAAAGCCGAUGUGUCCGAAGAGCAAGCAAGCUCUAGCAUAGCAUUAGCAAUUACCGUGGAUGAUGAGAGGCAUAGAGUAAAACAAAACGAAGGAACAAAUCAAGGACAAGAAAAGGAACAAAGAGUGAAAGUUAUUUAAACAGAUGUAUAUUAAAAUAUUUUAUGCAGCGAAAAAAAAUAUAUUCUGAGUGUUUUUCAUGCCAAGUUAGAAAGAAUGCUGUUAAAAAAUCACCCAAGAAGGACAGUCUUGGUCAAUGUUGAAAAGAUAAAUAAUUAAAUACAAAAUGCACUUCUGUUAUGUAGCAUUUGAGAUUUUUUUAAAAUAAUUGUUUAAGCAUCGGAUGGCUCUAUAUAGUGCAUGUAACUAAGAAUUGUUAAAUUAUUUAAAAGCACUUUUGAUAGGAAUUUUUUCUGCCUAUAUUAAUAUGAAAGUCAAACAUUUUUCUUUAUUUUUAUUCAAAUAUGUAUAUAUAAACAGUAGUUUAUAGAAAACAGUUGGAGAUAUGAUCUUGAUAAUAAAACACCUAUAAAUGUUUACUGUAUAUUGUGCUCUGUAAAUGUUUUAGAUAUAUGUUAAAGAACUUUACCAUUUUACAUAUUAGAUAUUUCAAGUGUAUUCUUAUCUUAAACAUGGACAUUCAAGGUAUGUAAGAUGACCAUGUAGAUUAGUGGCUUAGCAAGUGCUUAGUAAUUUUUUAUCUUUAAUCUUUUUCCCUGCUUUCAUAAUUUUACAACAGUAAGAGAGCUUUAUAUUAAGUAAUGACUAAAAGGCUGUAAUUACUUGUUUCUCUGUACAGGUUUGUCUAAAAAUGAUUUAGUAUAAUUGAAUUAAUCUGAUCUGUUUUUUCUGACAUAAUUUAUUUAAUUAACUGAUAUUGAAUUUCUUUUUGUCCUCAAAUUUACUUUCAAAUUUGACAGAUUCCAGCGUGUGAUCAAGAUGAAAGUUUCCCCUAAUGUCAAGAAGCUCCUCUUCUCAAGUCCAAACACAUCUCCAACAUCUUCACGCUCAAAUACUAUGGACUCACGGAGCAGUACAGAGCUGACGUGGGUCGGACGUGAA